Mya arenaria is the source of this 2030-nucleotide messenger RNA. RefSeq names its product leucine-rich repeat-containing G-protein coupled receptor 4-like. The transcript is spliced from 2 exons. NCBI's taxonomy places the organism in Eukaryota, Metazoa, Mollusca, Bivalvia, Myida, Myidae. Gene Ontology annotation, molecular function: protein binding. The record is from RefSeq and is a predicted model, not a curated record. The coding region runs from base 112 to 1725 and encodes 537 amino acids.
CUGGUCAUGUUUCUGGAGAAUAUAACGGGAAGCACGCAAAUAGCUGUUGCCUGGAAUGGAAACAGUGCAUUUGGAUAGUUUAUAUAUUCGUUUUGACCUGGUGAUUCAAUAAUGGCACAUGUAUUGUACUAUGCAGUGAUUGCACUAACAGUAUCAACAGUGAUGUCGUCAAUGUGCCCAAAGUCAAUGAUGUCAUGUGACUGCAGAAAUGAUAAUAAGUGGUCAGAAACAAAUGAAGAUGGAUUGCUAUUGGUUGACUGCUUUGGUGACGUCGAUAAUCUACAAGAUGAAUUAAAUGUCUAUGCAAAUAAAUCCAUUCGAAAACUUUUGAUAGAAAACACAACGGCAACACAUAUGACUGCCGAAAUUUUCAGCGAUUUAAAGAUUGGAAUUUUGACAAUCAAGAAUCAAGUUACUAAAAUUGAAAGCGAUACAUUUAAACCGAUUUCAGACACACUGACAAGUUUACGACUCUUAGGCGUCAACAUUUCAAAAAGUUGGAAAUUAGAUUUUCUUCAAGAUCUUAACAUAGAAUCAUUGUACCUAGACAGAAAUGGAUUAUAUCCAGAACAUUUCCCUGAUUUCGUGUUCGCAAAUUUCAGUUUAAAUUCUUUAAAACUAUUAUCAUUAAGACACUGCAAAAUCGUUGAAAUAAUGGAGGAUGCUUUUCUUGGACUAGAUGGAUUGGAAACACUGGAUCUGACACAUAAUAACAUACCAAAAGUGGCAAAGUGGUUAUUACGACUGACAAAUUUGAAGAAGAUUAAUCUAUCAUACAACCACCGGCUUAUUUACAUCGGUGACUACGCAUUUAAAACUCUCUCCAAACUUGAGGAGAUUGAUUUAAGCCACACGGGAAUUAAUGCGAUCCUUGAGUUUGCCUUUGUUGGUCUUGAAAAUAGCUUGCAGAGUUUACAAUUACACCAUGCCGAAUUGCAGCAUGGACAUUUUAGCACCAUGAAAAAAUUGCGAAAACUGAAACGUCUUGAUAUUUCAUAUAAUCAGAUUGUUGAAAUGCACAAUACAUCGUUUAUAGGUUUUGCUUCUCUCGAAGAACUGGACAUAAGUGGUCAAAGGGAGAUUCAUUUAAGGACAGUGGAAACUGUGAAUUUUGUCGACUCAGUCUUUCGGGGAUUGGAGCGGAAAUUAAAAGUCCUCAAAAUACGUGAUCUUAUGAUGACUUCACUUCCCCUCGCAGCUCUGUCGUCUUUGCAUUCACUGCAAGAAAUCGAUGCAUCGGAGAAUGAGUUUACUGAAAUAUAUGAAGACUUCUUUUACGGAGUGAAAGCUAGAGUUAUUCACCUAACAAAUAUGCAAAUUAACGAAAUUUCACCCGACGCGUUUAUUGGAUUUAAACUCGGAGCAGAGGUAAAUUUUGACAACAAUGAAAUAAGCAAUAUUUCUUUUGUAUUGAACACUCAGAGAUGUCAGUUUCGUAAACUAUCAUUUAUCAAUAAUCCUAUUUCUUGUGAUUGCGACGUGGUUAAAAUCGCGUCAACCAAUCGUGUGUCAGAUUUGAGUGGCACAUGUGCAGAUGGAUACUUCAAGAGAGAAAAUUUGGCACAUGUUCAUGAACUUCCGUUGGCUUUUAACAUUUGUGAUACGACCGACUAUAGAAACAUAAGUAAUUGCAAAUACAUGGUAUCAAAUAGCUCGCAGAAAUCAAUAAUUGAUUCUAGGCUUUAUUGCGCAUUGUUGCUGUUGUUAUUAAUCAAUUUUAAAUGAAUGAGUUCAAAUGUCAUAAAGUUGUCGACUUGACAAUUAUCAAUGCAGCAAACGUGGAAAUGAUGCGAUGAAAUGCAUAUAAUAUAUUUAACAAUGAUACCAUGAAAUAUUUGUUUUGUUAUAUGGUAUGUGUGAUUGAUUCUGAUAUCGUAGAAGUUUAUACAUAAUAAUUGCUCAUUGUGGUCGUAUGACAUUGUACAUAUGUAUAAACAUGUUUUAAAAUUUAUGUUUCAAAUAAUUGAACGUUUAAAUUAUUAAAAAUGUCAGUCAAUAGUGUUUGAAAUAAUUUUGUUACACAUAUUUCG